AUGGGUAGGAUACCUUGUUGUGAGAAGGACAACGUCAAGAGAGGCCAAUGGACUCCCGAGGAAGACAACAAACUCUCUUCCUACAUCGCCCAACAUGGUACCCGCAACUGGCGCCUCAUCCCCAAAAACGCCGGCCUGCAAAGAUGCGGCAAGAGCUGCAGGCUGCGCUGGACCAACUACCUCCGCCCUGACCUGAUGCGUGGCAAGUUCACCGAUGCAGAGGAGCACACCAUCGUCAAGCUCCACUCCGUCGUUGGCAACAGUACUCUCUUCUUGCUGCCGGCUGGCAGAUGGUCGUUGAUUGCGGCUCAACUUCCAGGGAGAACCGACAACGACGUGAAGAACCACUGGAACACCAAGCUGAAGAAGAAGCUGUCCGGGAUGGGGAUCGACCCAGUCACCCACAAGCCAUUCUCCCACCUUAUGGCUGAGAUAGCCACCACCCUCGCCCCACCCCAGGUGGCUCACCUUGCAGAGGCCGCGCUCGGCUGCUUCAAAGAUGAGAUGCUCCACCUGCUCACCAAGAAAAGGAUCGACUUCCAGCUCCACCAAGCAGGGAACAACCACCACCACAACCAACAGUCGUCUGCUGGAAUGCCAGCUUUCGUCGCUGCAAAACACGAGGAGAAUGACGAGGACACGAUUGAGAAGAUCAAGAUGGGCUUAUCGAGGGCAAUGCAAGAGACUGGCAACACUAACAUUAACAAUAACUGGGAGUCCAACAAUAACGACCAGUUACCUGCAUCAUCGUCGGCACACUUCGGGAUCAGUAGCAUGUUCCAGUGCGGUGGUGAGCCACCGUCGUUUGAUGGGGACGCAUGGAGCCAGAGCAUGUGCACAGGGAGCACUUGUACCGCCGCAGGUGGAGAGAAUCGGAGAGGGCGGAUGGAUGAGGAGAAGCUUGACGAGGACGAUGAUGACGACGACAAUGUUCUGUGGGAUUUGCCGUCGGACGAGCUGAUGAAUCCUAUGGUUUAG
Molecule: messenger RNA, 978 nt
Organism: Linum tenue
Lineage: Eukaryota; Viridiplantae; Streptophyta; Magnoliopsida; Malpighiales; Linaceae
Source: the annotation of a GenBank genome assembly